Molecule: messenger RNA, 1309 nt
Organism: Dipodomys ordii (Ord's kangaroo rat)
Lineage: Eukaryota; Metazoa; Chordata; Mammalia; Rodentia; Heteromyidae
Gene: Uba5
Product: ubiquitin-like modifier activating enzyme 5
Exons: 11
Coding region: 7-1065 (352 amino acids)
Biological process (GO): protein ufmylation
Cellular component (GO): cytosol; cytoplasm
Molecular function (GO): UFM1 activating enzyme activity
Source: RefSeq, a predicted model, not a curated record
CGCCUGAUGGCAUUGAAGCGAAUGGGAAUUGUAAGAGACUAUGAGAAAAUCCGCACCUUUGCUGUAGCAAUAGUAGGUGUUGGCGGCGUUGGUAGCGUGACUGCUGAAAUGCUGACAAGGUGUGGCAUUGGUAAGCUGCUACUCUUUGACUACGACAAGGUGGAGCUGGCCAACAUGAACCGCCUCUUCUUCCAGCCUCACCAGGCGGGGCUGAGCAAAGUGCAGGCAGCGGAGCAUACCUUGAGGAACAUUAAUCCUGAUGUUCUUUUUGAAGUCCAUAACUACAAUAUUACCACAGUGGAAAACUUUCAACAUUUCAUGGACAGAAUAAGUGGUGGCGGCAUGGAGGAAGGGAGGCCCGUGGACCUGGUGCUCAGCUGUGUGGACAACUUUGAAGCUCGGAUGGCAAUCAACACGGCGUGCAAUGAACUCGGACAGACCUGGAUGGAGUCCGGGGUCAGCGAGAACGCAGUGUCGGGCCACAUCCAGCUCAUGGUUCCCGGGCAGUCCGCCUGCUUCGCGUGUGCUCCGCCACUCGUAGUUGCUGCAAACAUGGAUGAGAAGACGCUGAAGCGCGAUGGCGUGUGCGCCGCCAGCCUCCCGACCACCAUGGGGGUGGUGGCAGGUGUCCUGGUGCAGAACGUGCUCAAGUUUCUGUUAAACUUUGGCACCAUCAGCUUCUACCUGGGCUACAAUGCGAUGCAGGAUUUCUUCCCCACGAUGUCCAUGAAGCCAAACCCCCAGUGCAACGACCGCAACUGCAGGAGGCGGCAGGAGGAGCAUGAGAGAAAGGCGGCUGAGCAGCACACACCGGAGGCCGGCCAGGGGGAGGAGGAGGAGGAGGAAGAGGUCGUGCACGAGGACAAUGAGUGGGGUAUAGAGCUGGUGUCUGAGGUGUCGGAAGAGGAGCUGAGGAGGUCUUCAGGCCCCGUGCCCGACCUGCCCAAAGGCAUCACAGUGGCAUACACUCUCCCCACACAGCAUCAAGACCCUGCGCCUGGAGUAGCAGUGGAAGAUUCUGGCGAGAGCUUGGAAGACCUCAUGGCCAAGAUGAAGAACCUGUAGCUGGUGGGCUGGCAUGUAGUUCAUUUUGUGCUUAAACUAUUCCCUUGAAAUGCAAAGAAAAAGAAAAAAAAAAGCUAAUAAAACGUAGGGCGUACAUCUGCACCGCACUGUUGUACUUGGUGAGGCUCCAGCGGCUGUUACUGUUUCCCUUGUGCACAGCGGGCCGCCUUCUGCCACGCAUGACUUCGAGCUCUGUCUCUGGCGGGAGGAAAGGAGGAAACAGUCCACUACUAUGACCUGGACC